Molecule: messenger RNA, 1380 nt
Organism: Sclerotinia borealis F-4128
Lineage: Eukaryota; Fungi; Ascomycota; Leotiomycetes; Helotiales; Sclerotiniaceae
Source: the annotation of a GenBank genome assembly
AUGUUGGAGAAAAGAAAUGGUGGGUUUGGAGGAGUCAUGGAUUUUAGCGGUAUUCAAUCUGAAGCUCGCCCAGUCACAGAUACAGAUACAGCUGGUGUUUGUCGCGGUGACAGUGACAAGAUGAACAACAGUAUAGAAAACUUGACUUCACGAACUUUUUGCCUGGGAGAUCAAACUGUUAUCCAAAAGCCUCUAUCUAGAAGAGGCAGAGGACCAGGGUUAUUGAUCUUAGUAUCGGAGAGUUAUGCUGUACGAACUGACCGAAAGACACUCGAUCCAGAGCCAUGUCAGAAAUGGGCAGAAGAAGGUUUUGUUGUUGUGAAUGUUACAAUUCCUGAUCACGAAUUAGGGGCUGGUGAAACAGACUUGAGACCUUACCUAGAUUCGGGUGUGCAAGCUCUUAAAUCAUCACCAGAAUGUACUGAUCCUGACAAAUUGGGACUCAUUUUUUAUGCUGAAAACUUGGAUCAAAGCGUACACACUGAUAUUGUCAUCAAAUGGAUACACCAGGGAAUAUUCUUGGUCGCUACUAUCUUCACCGAUGAUACUAAAAAACUCAUUGAAACACUUACACAUGCAUCUAUGCCUCCAUUUAUGAUUCACAGCUCCAAGAGCUUACAUGACCCUUCAUUGAGAGCUGAUGAUGUCGCUCAUGUAUAUGAGGCUACAAAAUCAGCAAACUUCAUUCUCCCUAGUCAUGAUUACUACGAUCCUGGGGCUGCGAGUGUGGCACAUACGAGGAGUCUUGGAUUCAUCAAAAAACACCUUGGUGGACCCAUUUUUGAUCUCGAAGCUAUUUGGGAUGAGCACACACUCUAUGAAUUUGGUGAACGAGAUGUUGGGAAAACGAUGAGUACCAUGGUUGACCAGCCAUAUGUAAAUCAUAUUCCAACGAUGACUGGUGGCAUUGGGAGGGGACCUUUGACAGAGUUCUACAGCGAUCACUUUGUAUUCAGUAAUCCGGAAGAUACAAAGCUUGAAUUGGUCAGUCGUACCGUUGGUGUCGAUCGAGUCGUUGAUGAAUUCAUUUUCAGUUUCACGCAUAAUAGAGUGAUAGAUUGGAUUCUCCCAGGAGUUCCGCCAACAAACAAACAUGCGCGAAUUCCAUUCACUUCUGUCGUUAACGUUCGUGGUGAUCGUUUAUAUCAUGAGCAUAUCGCCUGGGAUCAAGCUACCGCCCUUCGACAGCUCGGUCUCCUACCCGAGUAUCUUCCCUUCCCAUAUCCUCUUCCUGAUGGCCGAUUGCCUGCUGAGGGUAAGCGAUUUGAAUAUCGAGUUCCGACGGCUGGGGUGGAAACCGCCCAAAAAUUGGUCGACGAGAGUAGUGUGGUGAGCAAUGAAUUAUUCGGAUUUGACAUUCGAGAAGUGGAUGACGUAUAA